AUGGGGCAUGCCGUUCUGUACACUGCUAAAGUAAUUCUCAUUCUGCUUUCGUUCAAGGCCUUUGCCACAAAGCAGAUUGUGCUCCGUACGGGUGUUGUCAAUUUGCGGGCAGCCGAGCCUCCGAUGGUUGCCUUCAUGCCGCCCCCCGACGAGCGGAUAAUGCCGCCGGAGUUCUUUUUUAUUAUAUCCAGAUCCGAACUCUCCAUCAUGUCCUAUGACAAUGAUUCUCAUGCUCGAGAGAUCAUUCGACGCAUAGAGGAGAUACCUUUCGCCAGUGUGCUGUCGUACCUCCCAGUCAACAGCCUUCUGGUCUUCGGAGAAGACAGCGCGGUCAACGCAAUUAGAUUUGACCUCAACACGUCUUGGUGCAGUUAUCAGGAGGCACAAAAGAUCUCCCCCGAGUUGUUUCCAGUUUUGCGGACAGCACAAGGACUGGUACCAAGCCUCGGCGGUGACAUGCUUUUCGUUCUAGAAGGCUUGCUUCCCUUACUGCAGAGGUUAGCCACCGACGCAACCAACCAGCAGCAGCAGGAUGCCGAUCUUGGCAAGCUACUCGGCAGGAUGGUGACACUCAACCAGCCCGUCAUUGAGCUCGGUGGCGAUAGUUAUGACUCUAGCACCGCCAACGCGACCGUACAUCGGUACGGCCUGCUUGUGGAAAUGGUGCCUGCGGUGACAUUGGAGAUGCUGCAGUACGCCGCAAAUAUCUGGCCGGAGGUGCUGGCAGAGAAUAUGCAGAUGUCCGCCGAAGAUGUCUGCUGGCCCGUGAUAUAUCCCCCUGAGAUUGGUGUCAUCUUGUCCGUCUACCUGUGUGAGGAGGAUUUACUUAUCGGCAUUGCAUGGUUUGCCAAGCUGGAUAUUACUCGAUCGGUUUACCCCAUGAUUCGAGAGGAGAACAUGGACGUGCUGGCGAGCUCUCUCAUGCAAACAGGUCGCCUAAGCCAAGCGCAAUACGACAUGACAAGCGAUAUAAACUUUUGGCUGGGGCAACCCAUUGAGAUGACUAAGGACGAGUGGCCGUAUUGGGCAGCGGGACUGCAAGGCCAAGGGGAGAUCGUGGGGGUGGGAGACUCCGGGGUGGAUGUGAGUACUUGCUACAUGGAAGACCCCGACUAUGCGGGCGAGUAUGUGGCUCGCCUGCGAGAUCCCUCUCGUGCUCCAACCAUCGGCAGCAUGGCUUACUGGCGAAUCCCAAGUCACCGCAAGAUUGCGCAAUACGCCUUUAAGCCGAGUAAGCGGGUUGAUGCAAUCAUUCUGUUUUUGUCUGAAUUUGCGGCCCGCGUUAAUUUGUGCGUGCUACGGCGCUAUGACCAUAAAGUCGGGCUGCUGUCCGAGUAA
Volvox carteri f. nagariensis is the source of this 1338-nucleotide messenger RNA. RefSeq lists its product as uncharacterized. The record is from RefSeq and is a predicted model, not a curated record. The coding region runs from base 1 to 1338 and encodes 445 amino acids. NCBI's taxonomy places the organism in Eukaryota, Viridiplantae, Chlorophyta, Chlorophyceae, Chlamydomonadales, Volvocaceae. The transcript has 6 exons.